AUGAUGUCGGCAGACCUCUCUCGAUACUUCUCGCCCAAGCGAAAGCGAGAGCCUUCUGAUUCUGAUUUCUACAGCCCAUCAGCAUCCCCCACAUCUACAGUUUCCGCCGUGAGUCUACAAGAGGCUUGGUUUUGCGAGGAGCCGGAGCUUGGAUGCCACAGCCCUCGAGCGGCAGUGGCAGGGCGGUUUGGUGAACUGGCUAUUCGAGGAGACCGUGUCCCGGAGCCGCUACUACAGCGCGACGUCUAUCAAGACUCUGGUCCACAGUCCUCGCAGGAACAAUGUCCAUCCGAGAUCCAAGUGUAUACGAAGACUAUGCCGGAGCCCUUGUCGACCCAUAGCGCCGAGCUGCACGAAGUUCGAGGCCACCAGACGACCGAACAACCGACCGAACAACCGACCGAACAACCGACCGAACAACCGACGGAGUCUUCAACAGAGAGCGCCUUGGCUCACACAACCCUAUCGCCUUCUCGAAACAAUUCUGCAACGUCACCUCGAAAACAGAAACUCCCUAUAUCCCCCUCGAAGAACCAAAAACAGCGACGAUCACCCCCUCUCGCAGAUGUCUCAUCAAAAUCUUCCAUGACGUGGCAUGAUAAUGAGAUAACGGGUCAUAAUCCUACAGACCCGACCGAUGACGGCUAUGGGAUCAAUGGCGUGGGAUUUAAACCUACCGCGGCCAUGGCGGCGGCUCGGUCCCAGAAAAGACAGAAACAAGUCGCCGAAUGGAAGGCACGCGAGGCACGAGACGCUCGUGAGAAGCGACGAGCAAGGAGGAACGAAGACAUCGCCUUGGAGAAGAUACACGGUGUACACCGCGGCGCCAUUCAGAAGCGUGUCAAAUUUGACAUUUGA
Penicillium maclennaniae is the source of this 858-nucleotide messenger RNA. RefSeq lists its product as uncharacterized. Lineage: Eukaryota; Fungi; Ascomycota; Eurotiomycetes; Eurotiales; Aspergillaceae. The transcript has a single exon. Bases 1 to 858 code for a protein of 285 amino acids. The record is from RefSeq and is a predicted model, not a curated record.